This is a messenger RNA of Mirounga angustirostris (Northern elephant seal), 2353 nucleotides long. It is a transcript of the gene APBA3, whose product is annotated as amyloid beta precursor protein binding family A member 3. Bases 364 to 2100 code for a protein of 578 amino acids. The transcript is spliced from 11 exons. The record is from RefSeq and is a predicted model, not a curated record. Lineage: Eukaryota; Metazoa; Chordata; Mammalia; Carnivora; Phocidae. Gene Ontology annotation, molecular function: amyloid-beta binding; protein binding. Gene Ontology annotation, biological process: chemical synaptic transmission. Gene Ontology annotation, cellular component: plasma membrane; dendritic spine; cytoplasm.
CGUAGAUGGCAGGCAGUGAUCACUAAUCCCAAUUUGUAAUUGAGGAAAUAGGUCCAGAGGCCAGCCGGGACUCCCACUCCGUGUAAACUGAGGCCCGGGAUUCGAACGCUUGAUUCCGACACCUAGCGCUCCCGCACGGCGAGGCUAGCUGGGAGAACUACAUUUCCCAGCAGGCCCCCGCAAACGCGCGCAAGCCCAGUAGGUCCGAGAGCUGCGCGGACAGACCUGCCGGCGCCGCGGCCGGGAAUCGGCGAGCCGCGGCCGCUGGAGGACUGUUCGGCUGGGGGCGUGGGGUUCUGGGGGGCCUCGCGGUGUGAGGCCACCUCGGUUUGGAAAAUGUUGGCCUGAGCCUGGGGUCCAGGCAUGGAAUUCCUGACAACUUCCCAGUCUCCCUCAGGCCCUCCAGCUAUGGACUUGGAGGAGCCCAGGGACACAAUUCCACCUUCCCAGGACCUCACCCCCAACUGCCAGUGGGACCCGGUGCCGGGACGGUCCGGCAGCCUGAGUCAGAUGGAACUCGAUGGGCCAAGUGUUGAGGACCUGGUGCAACGGUUUGAGGCUCUGCCUGGUGAUCUGGUGGGCUCGUCGCCGGAUGGACCUCCCUGCCCCUUGCACGUGGCCACGGGCCACGGCCUGGCCUCCCAGGACGUUGCUGAUGCCCAUGGACUCUUGUCUGCCGAGGCCGGCCGGGACGACCUGCUGAGCCUUUUGCACUGCCAGGAAUGCCCUCCUUCCCAGUCUUGUCCCAAGGAGCCUCCGGACCCUGCCCCUCGCCCGCUGCAGCCCCCUGAGGACCCAGAUGGAGAUACCAGUGCCCCAGAAUGGGCGGAGGGAGCUUCUGCCGAGCAUGGUGGCAGCAGGAGCUCAAGCAGCUCCCCGGAACCGUGGCUGGAGACGGUACCUCUGGUUGCUCCUGAAGAACCGCCUGCCAGUACCCAGAGCCCCAAGACCCUGGUGCCAUACCCUGCCCUCCAGGAGGUACCUGGUCCCUGUGACCAUGAAGACCUCCUAGACGGUGUCAUAUUUGGGGCCAAAUACUUGGGCUCCACCCAGCUGGUGUCCGAGCGGAACCCACCCCCCAGCACACGCAUGGCCCAGGCCCGGGAGGCGAUGGACCGUGUCAAGGCCCCUGAUGGGGAGACCCAGCCCAUGACGGAAGUGGACCUCUUUGUGUCCACCAAGAGGGUCAAGGUUCUGACGGCCGACUCCCAGGAGGCCAUGAUGGACCACGCCCUGCAGACCAUCUCCUACAUUGCUGACAUUGGCAGCGUGCUAGUGCUCAUGGCCAGGCGGCGGCUGGCGCGGCGGCCGGCAUCCCAGGCCCACAGCCAUAGGCUUUACAAGAUGCUCUGCCACGUCUUCCACUCCGAGGACGCCCAGCUCAUCGCUCAGGCCAUCGGCCAGGCCUUCACUGUGGCCUACAGCCAGUUCCUUCGGGAAAGCGGCGUCGACCCCAACCAGGUGGGCGCCCAGCAGAGCCAGGGCGCCGCGGGCCCCGGCCACCUCCACAAUGGGGACCUCGACCACUUCUCCAACAGCGAGAACUGCAGGGAGGUGUGCAUCGAGAAGCGCCGGGGCGAGGGCCUGGGCGUGGCCCUGGUGGAGUCGGGCUGGGGCUCUCUGCUGCCCACGGCUGUCAUCGCCAACCUGCUGCAUGGGGGUCCCGCCGAGCGCUCAGGGGCCCUCAGCAUCGGGGACCGCCUCACUGCCAUCAAUGGGACCAGCCUGGUGGGGCUGCCCCUGGCCGCCUGCCAGGCCGCCGUCCGCGAGGUGAAGUCACAGACCUUGGUGACCCUCAGCAUCAUCCACUGCCCGCCGGUCACCACAGCCAUCAUCCGCCGGCCCCACGCCCGUGAACAGCUAGGCUUCUGCGUGGAGGACGGCAUCAUCUGCAGUCUCCUCCGGGGCGGCAUCGCAGAGCGCGGGGGUGUGCGUGUGGGGCACCGCAUCAUCGAGAUCAACGGGCACAGCGUGGUGGCCACGCCGCACGCCCGCAUCAUCGAGCUGCUCACCGAGGCCCACACGGAGGUCCACAUCAAAAUGAUGCCGGCCGCCACCUACCGCCUGCUCACCGGCCAGGAGCAGCCCGUGUACCUGUGACCAGCCACCAGCGCCCCCCUCCCUCCCUCCCUCUGCUGUGCCUUAGCCCCAGCAGCCCUGGGAGCCCGUCGCGGGGCCUCCAGGGCUUCUUGGCGCCGUGUUAUUUUCUGAUGUAAAACAUUAAAUGCUUAAAAAAAACGGGUAAAAUCUUGGAUCGAGGUCUGUGGGGUUGAGAGAGGAAAAAUAGGACCGACUCUCACUCCGUGUGCUUCCCAGAAAUCUCCAGAAGCCAGUGUUGUGAAAAUACUCUAUU